Messenger RNA from Paramecium pentaurelia, 1518 nucleotides. Lineage: Eukaryota; Ciliophora; Oligohymenophorea; Peniculida; Parameciidae. The record is from the annotation of a GenBank genome assembly.
AAUGUAGGCAUCUUCCUCAGAAGACAACAUAAAUAGUUUCAUGGCGGUUACUGGAUGCUAGGAUUAUUAGAAAGCAUUGUCAUAUAUUUAAAUGGCUGAAAAUAAGCUUGAUGUAUUGAAAAACUUUAUUUAGACUGCAAUUCAACUCUAUAUGGAUUUUGAGGGAGGUCAAAGUCAAAGCUUUUAAUAGAAGACAUAAUAAGAUUAAUAAUAAUAGAGGUCAACCAUUUAAGAAACUCCUAAGGGUAUAAUCUAUAGCGUAUAGAUAUAGGAAUUGUUUAAAGUUCUUAUUAAGGUAUUUCCAGAUAACCUUAAGAUAUUGCAUUAAUUGAAAAAUAUAGAAAAUAUUAUGAAGAAAAAAGAUUAAAAGAUGAUGGCAUAAUGAAAAAAACUUUUCAACUAGGUGCUAAUUUUAUCUCUAAUAUUUGUAAUGAAUAUGUUGAUAUUUAGUUAAUUAUGCACCUAAUUAUGGAAAUGAAUUUUUGAAAUAUCUCUAACAACAUUAGAUUCAAAAAGACAUAGCAUUUAAAUCUGGAAAUUUUUAAGAUUAAUUGAAAUUAGCAAAUUAAGAAACUAGACCAUUAUUAGUUUAUUUACAUAAUCUUUAAAGUUUAAUGAUAUUGUAGAAAAUGUCUAAUUGCAAAUCCUUAGUCACAAAUCUAAAUAAAAAUUAUAAUAUAGUUGGAUUCUUGAGUAGUGCAUAGGUUUAUGAACAAUUGCCAAAUAAACCAGAUCCACCUGCAAUUCUAAUAUAUAAAUUAGAUAUAGUAGAUGAAGUUGUUUUAAUGGAACAUAUACCUUUAUCAAUAGAUACUAAUUUUGAAGAAAUCACUUAAAAAAUUAAGUAAAUAAGAGCAACUUUUAAUAAAGAAUAUAUUUAUACAGAAAAUAUAAAAAAAGAAGUUACUUCUCCUAAUUAAUUUAACUAAAAUUACUAUCAUCAAAAUUAACAAAAUUUCCAUCAUGUUUAAUAAUAAUAAUAGUAAAUUUAAAAUUAAAGAUAAAAGGAAGAAUAAAAAUAAAGAGAUUUAUUAAUUCAAUAAUAAAAAGAAGCUUAUCGUUAUGCAGAAUAAUAAGCAAUGGAGAAAAAAAGAAAGGAUGAAGAAUUAAGAUUAUAAGAAUAAGCAAAAUAAUUUGAAUAAUAAUAAAAAGAAGUAUUAUAAAAUAUUUAUUUGUUUAGGAACAAAGAUUAUUGUAAAAAGCUUAAUUAUUAUCAAAUCUACCAGAAGAACCUUAAAACUAAUAAGGUAUUUCAAUAUUGUUCCGAUUUAUAAAUGCAACAAGAACUAGAAGAUUUAAUUUUAAUGAUAAAAUUUAAGUAUAUAUAAUUUCUAUAUAUAGGUUUUAUUUGAUUUUGUAUAAAGUCAAGAAGAUGAUUGUUUUCAUGAUCCAUAUGCAAAAAUUGAUUUAAUAUAAAAUUUCCCAAGACUAUCAUUAAAAGAUAAGAUUGAAUUCACUAUUAGCGAAGUGUUUAUUGAUUCUGAAAUGGAAUAAAUAAUUGUAGAUGAACAAGAGUGA